Folsomia candida is the source of this 1739-nucleotide messenger RNA. Its product is annotated as proclotting enzyme. Gene Ontology annotation, biological process: proteolysis. The transcript has 5 exons. Gene Ontology annotation, molecular function: serine-type endopeptidase activity. The record is from RefSeq and is a predicted model, not a curated record. The coding region runs from base 251 to 1621 and encodes 456 amino acids. NCBI's taxonomy places the organism in Eukaryota, Metazoa, Arthropoda, Collembola, Entomobryomorpha, Isotomidae.
AAUGCAUUCAAACUUAAAGUUCGCUAAACACUAUUUUCGGUUGUGUGAUCUUUCAUAUUUAUUUGAUUUCUCAUGUAAAUUUGUCACAAUAAAAAAGGAAAAUGACGCAUAACCUUGGUGACCUCCAACUACUAUGACAUUCAUUGUACGUACAGAUAUUUAUAUACAUUAAGAAUUGUAUAAAUACAUAGAUACCGAUCUCUGGUCUGCUGCAGCCCGUCCAAAAUUUGAUUCUUUCUCCAAACCAAACAUGGGGAAUUUAAACUGUAUUCGUAUCUUUCUUGUCCUCUCAUUAAUAACAUGCUUCAGUCAUGUUUCAGGCCAAAAUCCGUGGGCCACGCUAACACUUAUCGGCUCCUCGGACGGGCCCUUCUACGCGAAGCAAUACUUUGCCCAAAACACGCAAAUGAAUUGGGCAUCGGCAGUGAAUUUCUGCAAGAGCUAUGGUCUUCAACUCGCCUCCGUGGAAAGUGCGGCUGACCAACUUGUCAUCACCAACUGGGCCAAGGAUUCUGUCCGAGCUAACGAAUGGGGCUUCUUCUGGCUCUCUGGGAACAAACUUGGCGACGGAACGACAUGGCGUUGGCUGGAGGAUAGCAAGAUUGUCCCCACGCCUGGAAACACUGCCACAGGACCGCAAUAUUGGAUUGGUGGAGAGCCAUCCACAACAGCAAAUACUGCAAAUUGCCUCCAUGUCAACCUUGGCUGGUAUAAAGGUGGAUGGGGUCAGCACUUUUGCGAAACUUUGGUCAUGCGACCACUCUGCAUGUACAAGAUGACGACGUCGUGUCAAGGAGCAAACAAUACCAUCAUACCAACCACCACACUGGCACCUCCCUUGCCAACAACGCAAUCACAACCGACAUGCUCAUGCGGAACGUCUGCCACCAGUAAUACCAGGAUAAUUGGUGGGCAACCUGCAGCUCUGGGCGAAAUUCCGUGGCGUUGUAAUCUUUACAUGCAACGAUACGGAGUCUUUUGCACAUGCACCAUCAUUUCUGCCAGCUGGAUCAUGACGGCCGCGCAUUGCACAGAUAUCGUCACACCUACCGACAUCCUUUACGUCGAUGUUGGCGACCUCGACCUGGGAACAGCUUCUGAAACGGCAAGCUAUUUGGUGCAAGCUGAUCGUGUCAUAGGUCAUCCGGGCUGGGACAAGACCACAAUAUCUAAUGAUAUAGCGUUGAUCCAUCUCAAGGAUAGGAUCACUUUCUCCCCAACCGUCCAACCAGCCUGCCUCCCGUUUCCUUUGAGGGGACAAAGUUUAGAUUCACGGAGAGCAACGAUAUCCGGCUGGGGUACGACCGUUUUCCAAGGCCCAAUCUCUCAAAAGUUGAAUAAGGUGGACGUCACUAUUUUAUCUGACACUACUUGUCGAUCUGUUUUUGGGCCUGGAUUGCCACAAAAUAUUCUUUGUACGGGCGAAACUGGGAAAUCUGCCUGCAGUGGGGACUCUGGUGGCAGUGUGGACCUCGUAAACAAUGGGAGGUCGUAUGCUGUCGGGGUGACCAGUUUUGUUGGCGCAGGAUGCAAUACAAACUAUCCAAAUGUGUUUACUAGGGUGACAAGUUAUUUGGACUGGAUUGUUUCGACAACUGGGGAACAAUUCUGCCAGGCAUGAAAUGGAUGGAUGAGUCAAACUAAAUAUAAUUUUGGUUGUAAUUAAAUAUGCAUAAUUCAUAGUAAAAAAAACUCAAUUAAAAAUGUAUCCUGCAUAAUUAUUCGUCUGGUUAUAAAAA